AUGCGGGCGAGCAAGCAGAUGUACCAGGAGGCUACCGAGCAGUUGUAUUAUCUGGCUCGCUUUGAAAUGGACCUGGACAUGCGCUACAGGCUUCUUCACGUCAAAGACGUCAUGCGACGGGUCAAAGUACGCCACGCUCCCACACUGAUCCGCGCGAGAUUCCUUUCAGUAGUGAAUCUGACCGUAGGAACUCUUCGCCAAACGGAAGGCUUGGUCGAGACACUGCAUCUCGACGCAGAAUCCGAGCAGUGCAAAGCACUAGUUGAUCUCCUCCCACGCAUGGUUGCAUUGCGGCAACUUGAGAUCCAAAUGAAACACAAAGUCCCGCCAUGUGACGAAUUCUGCGAUACCGAGUACCGACCCUCACUCUCGUUCCUCAGAAGUCUACCUCGCGCGUCACUGGCAAGAUUACGCGUCGAAAUCGAGUGUGCUUAUAAGACAUUCGAUCGCAACUCCAUCGCUUGGGAGCUUGCCGCGAAUAACGUCGCCAGUAGGCUCUCUGAUCCUCUCAAGAGAGAGGUCAAGAGGUGCGCACUGCAUGCAGUUAGGGGAGACGAUCAUCAGUGGAAGGAGUGGAAGGAGGAGGCAAUCCAUAAUGUGGUUCGAUGGCGUCACCAAUUCCUUACCCAUCUCACGCUAGGUUUUGAGAUUACAAUGGCCCAAUACAGGUGA
Messenger RNA from Alternaria novae-zelandiae, 672 nucleotides. RefSeq lists its product as uncharacterized. Lineage: Eukaryota; Fungi; Ascomycota; Dothideomycetes; Pleosporales; Pleosporaceae. The coding region runs from base 1 to 672 and encodes 223 amino acids. The record is from RefSeq and is a predicted model, not a curated record. The transcript has a single exon.